AUGAAGAUCCCCGCCGUAACCCUCGCCCUCGUCGCCGCGGCCCUCAGCGCGCCUACCCCCAACAAGCGCGACAACAACCUCGCCGCGAUCGACAAGCGCACCUUCGGCCUCCUCGCCGGUCUCGCCGGCCACGGACACGCGGGCCUAGGCGCGCACGCGGGCCUCAGCGGCUCCGCCUCUGGCUCUGCAGGUUCCAGCGGCGAAGACUGCGCUGAGGGUUCUGCGGCCGGUGGGAUUGGUGGCUCGGCCUCUGGCUCUGCGGGUGCGUCUGGGUCUGCGGGACUCGGUGGACAUGCUGGGCUUGGGGCCGGGGGGUGGGGUGGACUUGGCGGUUCUGCGGGUGGCAGUGCGUCUGGGCAUGCUGGGCUCGGUGGAUGGGGUGGUCUUGGUGGUAGUGGGGGAUGGGGUGGUCAUGCUGGUGGUUCUGCUGGCGGUUCGGCUGGUGUUGGUGGAUCUGGAUUUGCAGGUGCUGGCAUCGGCGGUUCUGGUUCUGGCAGCGCUGGAGGAUCCGCUGGGAUUGGAGGCUCCGGCUCUGCUGGCGGUUCGGCUGGCAUUGGAGGCUCCGGCUCCGCUGGCAUCGGCGGUUCUGGUUCUGGCUCUGCUGGAGGGUCCGCUGGUAUCGGGGGCUCUGGAAGCGCUGGCGGCUCUGCAGGCGGUUCCGCUGGCAUCGGCGGCUCUGGCUCUGUUGAAGGGUCUACCGAAGGCUCCGGCAGCGUCGGUGGCUCCGGCAGUGCCGAGGGCUCUACUGGGGGAUCUGCCAGCGGCUCGGUUGGUGGCUCUGCUGGUGGUUCAGGUGACAUUGGAGGAUCCGGAUCCGCUGGUGCUUCUGGCGAUGUUGGAGGCUCUGGCAGUGCCGAGGGCUCUACUGGAGUGUCCCCCACCGGCUCGGCUGGAGGAUCUGCUGGUGGUUCAGCCGACGUCGGAGGAUCUGGAUCUGCUGGUGCUUCUGGUGACAUUGGAGGCUCCGGCAGCGCCGGAGGCUCGACUGGAGGCUCAGCUGGUGCAUCCGGCGACAUUGGAGGCUCGGGCAGCGCCUCAGGCUCAACCGACGGCUCAACCGAAGGCUCUGGCUCCUCUGGCGGCGACACCUCCGGCUCCGGCAGCGCAUCCACCACCGGCAACGGCGACGGUUCGGCCACGGUUGACGGCGACGGCAGCGCCUCCGGCUCCGGCGACGGCUCGGGCUCCUCCGAUGUUUCUGGUACUUCAGCGUCCGCGAACGGCUCGGGCUCCUCUGACAUCACCGGCUCGAGCAGCGCCUCUGGCUCCGGCAACGGCGACGGCUCCGCUGAUGGCGAGGGUGGUAGCGCCUCGGCCUCGGGAAACGGCGAUAGCUCUGCGGAUGUUGAUGGGGACGGCAGUGCUUCGGCCUCUGGGGAUGGUGAGGGCUCGGCGGGUGUUGAUGGGGGUAGUGCUUCUGCUUCGGCGAGCGGACAUGGUGAGGCUAGCGUUACGGGUUCUGGGAGUGCGGAGGGGUCUGGGAGUGGGAGUGGCGAGGCGAGUGCUAUCUAA
Molecule: messenger RNA, 1512 nt
Organism: Aspergillus mulundensis
Lineage: Eukaryota; Fungi; Ascomycota; Eurotiomycetes; Eurotiales; Aspergillaceae
Exons: 1
Coding region: 1-1512 (503 amino acids)
Source: RefSeq, a predicted model, not a curated record